Molecule: messenger RNA, 2781 nt
Organism: Cladophialophora immunda
Lineage: Eukaryota; Fungi; Ascomycota; Eurotiomycetes; Chaetothyriales; Herpotrichiellaceae
Exons: 2
Coding region: 251-2512 (753 amino acids)
Source: RefSeq, a predicted model, not a curated record
CCCCGUCAUCGUGACCUUUACCCUCAAUGGCGCGCGGCACUACCAUGAACCGGGGGAAACCAACCGCACGUUGCUCAGUCAUCAUCAACAUCUUCUCAUAUCAGCGGUGUCCCCAUUUACUCCAAACUGCUGUUCCCAGCUUGUGCCUAUGCGCAUUGACUUCACAAAGAUCGAAUCAGAUGUCGGGUCCCCAAGCUCGCCGUCCUCUCCGAGCUAUCUGAUCAUAUAAACGCCUCGGGAGAUCCUCUCCAUGAUGGUGAACCUCCACGAUUCCCUCAAGGCUCUUGCUCCCUGCAGAUUCUCGGACAUCCCGCAGAAGCAUGAUGAGCUAGAUCCCUUCUUAUCCGACCUCUUCUCUCAAGUCCAGACGAUAGUCGAGUCCAUACCCAUCCCCGAUCCUGAUCCUACUCACCGACAUCGUUCACACACCACGGGCUCAAUCACCGCCAGCAGUGCCUCCGAAAUAUUCACCUCGUCCGCCCGGAGCUCCCCUCCGGCCCCGGAAUAUGCAGCCCUGCAACAUGAGUGGGGGAAGCCUAUAAAGCUUGCGGCGAAAGAGAACCCGCUGGGUAUAGCUGUCUACAAAUUGGCGAGCAAGGACGGAAAGGGCUCGUGGUUCGCUCGAAGGAGCGUGCAUGAAGGGCUUGGCUUCAAUCGCUUUAAGCGCGGGUUCGAGCGGGAGUUUCCCACUUCGCUCGCUGUCCAAGGAAAACCUGGUGAAGGGAAUGUCAGAGGUAUAGGCGCAGAGACGAAGGUUGAGGAAAUCACGGUGCCAAAUCGUGGAAAGAUCGAAGUAUAUCGCCUCAGUGCUCAGUUCCCAGGACCUACCACUCCCCGUGAUUUCGUCACUCUUCUGGUUACAUCGUCCAAGGCAAUUAAGCACCAUGCGGACUCCCAUAAAGCACCUGAUCUGGUCCCGCGGCAUUACAUGAUCGUUUCUAAACCAUGUGACCACCCCGAAACGCAGCCUCAGAAUGGCUUCAUUCGUGGCCAGUAUGAAUCGGUAGAGUUCAUUCGCGAGGUUCCCAGAAAGCUCAAAUCCACUAUGUCAUCGACGGAUUUGGGUCACUUGAGCCACCAUCGAGCACCCUCACCGUCGCUUGAGAAAGACGUCCUAAGACACAAUGCAGAGAAGCACGCAACGGACGCUGACCCGCACCACCAGGACGACCAUAGACAUUUGAGAGUCGAUACCCACGGCUCGGGACUCAGGGAACCCUCUCCAGGCAGCAGAAAGAGGAGCGUUACGGUCGAUGCCCCUGGGAGUCCUAUCAGAACUCCUGAUCCCGCUGAACCCUUUGACCCCGAAGAGAACCCCGUUGAAUGGAUCAUGGUUACUCGAAGCGAUCCAGGGGGCAGUGUUCCUCGAUUCAUGGUCGAGAGGGGCACUCCUGCAAGCAUUUGUGCAGACGCCCUGAAGUUCCUGGACUGGGCUUGUCAAAGAGAGGACGACGAAGAUGACGCUGACAGGACCGAACAACGACCUAAUGGCCGGCGGCGUGAAAGCUUUGCCAGCUGGGAAGCAAACGGGACCCUUGCUGGGAUUAAGGAACACGAGGAGAGCCUUCAAGCCAUUGGGCAAUCACCACCCAGUACACCGAAAGCGUCGGCUGCUCAUGCACCAGUGUUAGAUGAGAGUGGCUCAAUUGAAUCUCCGCCGGAUACGCCCGCCUCAUCUUCCAGUUUGUUGAAUACGGUGACGGCCGCCAUCAACUCGUACGCUCCACAGACAGUCCGCGAACAUCUACCUCAAAUUGGGAACCCCGAAGUCGAUGGCCAGCAGGAUAUAACCAAGGAAGAAAUACAGCAAGGGGAUAAUCCGGAUGGCGACGACGAUGACGCCUCCACGAUUUCAACCACUUCAUUUGCGUCUGCCGACUCGCACCUGACGUCCGAAGAAUCCCCCUCAGUUUCUUCCAAGUCCCUCUCGGAGCAGACCGACAGUCUACUCCUCCAGCAGCAUGACAAAGAAAUGGCGAGACUCUCGGAACGCAAGGCAGCCGUGGAUGCCAAAUUUGCAAAGCAGCGUGAAAAGCUCACAAGCCAAGCGAGUAAAGACACGGAAAAGGAGCAGCACGCACUGAGGAAGGCGGAGGAGAAACACCAGCGGGAACUCAAGAAACAUGAAGAAAGGUAUCACAAAGAAGUUGCCAAACUGGAGCAGAAGAGAAAGAAAGAGGCGAAGAAACUGGAGGAGAAGAAACGCAAACAAGUUGACAAGGACGAAAAGUCACGUCUAGCCAGAGAACGGGACGAGGCAAGAGCCGAGCUGGAGCUCCUGAAAAAGGAGCAAGAAAUGCUCACCCGCCAGAUCGGGGAACUGCAGAGAGAGAAUACCACCCUGACGGCCCGAAUAGGGAAACUCGAGGGAAGCGGCACGUCAAUCGAGAGUCCGGCCGGUGGCACCAAUAGAUUCAGAGCCAUGACGUUGGGACAGGAGAGUCGCGGGCGGAGUUCGAGUCUGAUGAAUCGGAAAAAGGACAAGGGAGACACGAGUAGCCAGCAUUCAUGACCAGCGGAUGUAGCUUUGCAACCGUCUUCUGUCCUGGAGGAAAAGUUCAUCGAGGGUCAAACUGGGGAAGACGCACACCGGACAAGGCUGGCGGCGAUCUGGCAGAUUUCUUGAACGUUGAGUCUCUUGCUUCCGCUUGGCGGCGAGGAAUGGUCAAGUCAGAUAUGUAUAUAUGCAGCCCAUUGACCAUCUCCCUACGCUGGGCUUGAUGUUCCUUGUCUCACAUGUCUAUUUAUGAGACAGUAAAUUCAAUCUACUAUCAAAGAUCA